AUGAAAAUGAUGUCGGACGACAUCAUGAAAGAAAUACUGAAAUAUUUCAUUUUGGGAUGGGACUCGAAUUAUGCUUCAUGGAAUAUGAUUUUCAACAACAACGACAAGAGCGUAGUCGAUAUAAAUGGUGGACACAGAGGAACAGUGAUUGCAACGACUUCUUUUGUGACUGGAACUCAUUAUUGGGAGGUUUCUGUUCAAGACAUGCGAACUUUGUGUGUCGGAGUCACCGAAAUGCCAAAGAAUCCGCGAUCUCUGAGUGACAAGUGGCUUGGAGAGAUUGGUUACGGCAUCAGCUCGUCAAAUUGUUCUGUUCCAGACGGUACAGCAUUUCUUUGGAGCAAGGAACAAUUGUCGACAUCGACGUUGAAGGGCUUCACACAAAAGCAAACUGUCGGGCUACUGCUGGACAUGGACAAGUAUGAUCGCACGCUAGAUCUCUAUGUGGACGGGACGCGAGUUGGGACAGCCUUCAGCAAGCUGCCUCCUGGUCCCUUGUAUCCUGCAUGCUCCAACGGCUUCGACAAGGCGUUCUGCCGCGGACUCACCAUCAAGCUCGAGCUCCCCAUCCCGAGAGAUUUCGCCAAGAACAAGGAGAUUCGAAAGAAGGAGCAGGCGAAGGGAGGAACGAAGGGAAACUAUCAGAACGGUGAAGCCACUGGCAUCCUUGGCCCGCACGAUCACACAGCAGGACCUGUGGGAUCCGCGCCUCCGACGACAGGAAGCCAAGUUGGCUCGCUGCCUGCUUCGUCCACCGCUACCACUUCGGCAGCAGAUAUUAUGAAAGCAACUACUCCAACUGCUGCCUCCAUGCUCGCCCAACCCCCUGCGACUUUGAAGAAAUGA
Guillardia theta CCMP2712 is the source of this 846-nucleotide messenger RNA. RefSeq lists its product as hypothetical. The coding region runs from base 1 to 846 and encodes 281 amino acids. Gene Ontology annotation, molecular function: protein binding. The transcript is spliced from 12 exons. NCBI's taxonomy places the organism in Eukaryota, Cryptophyceae, Pyrenomonadales, Geminigeraceae. The record is from RefSeq and is a predicted model, not a curated record.